UUGGAUUAUCAGGGCUGCUGCUGCAGCUUUUGAACACCUCGGCACACAGCCCCCACUUUGCUGAGCAGAGAGGUAUAAAAGGCUCCCUCGGACCAGUUGAGGGGGAUCCUGUAGUAUUUAUUGGAGUCCACACAGGUAAGCUGUGACAGGAUGCCAGGGGACGACUAGUCAAGUUUUCAACGUUAUGUGAGAAAGAUAGUUGAGCCRGCUGAUGGAACAAAAUAUCAACCCACUUGUCAGGAGGAAUUAAAGUUGCCUUCAGUUGGGAAUCUGAGAACUGWAAAGCAUCACGGUGCUGCAGCAAGGCUGAUCUUUACUCAUUUUCUUCUUAUGACUGAUGAGAAACUAGGCUGUUUUUUUUUCUUCAGUAACUCAACGAAAGAAGGGAGUUUGGUGGCAAGAAGUCUUCAUCUUUUUUUUUUACUUCAACAUUUUCUGAGGCCUCAUUAUUUGCUUUUUUUCUUGUUUUGUCUUAAAAACAAAAGGUCACUAUGACAUGGGAGAAACUAAAACCUCCAGAACCAGAUGACCCUAUUUGUUGCUGUGAAUGUGAUUUCUACCCGUACAGAUGUUGUGACUGUGAGGACCUGGACGAAGUCUUUCGCAGCUCUCUGUAGGUGGCUGAAGGAGAAACCAGCUCCCCCUGGUCUUCAGACCCCCAUGUUUGGGGCCAUGAUUGAGAACCUGGAGCUCUCCAUGGUUCCAGUCCUGCUGCUGCUUCCUCUGCUGCUCAGGGUUGCAUCUCUGCACUACCUGCUGGGCAUCGUCUUCCUCACGGCCCUGCCCGGCCUGGUCCUCUGGUACUACUACGCCACCCACAAAAGGAAGAGGCGCACCCUCUUCUUCCUCACUCUUGCACUGUACUCUCUGGCUUACAUGUAUUACCUCUUCAUCACGGAGAUCUUACCCCGCGGGGGUGUCAGCUCGCUGCAGGCGUGCGCCGUGACCACCGGGAUGAUUCUCACUCUGGCUUCUCUCAUUCACACCAAGCGAGGCCCGGGCUUUGUGAGCGCUGCUCUGCAUGAGGCCCACAGCCACAGGAUGAAGACGGCAGAGGGUUCUGCACAUCUGUCAGCAGCCUCUUCAUCAGGGCUGCUGAUGACAGGAACAGAACCGGUGCCACAGAAAUGGAGCAUGUGUCCUGUGUGCAAAGUUAUGCGACCCCCACGAGCCGGACACUGCAAAACCUGUGGAUCAUGUGUGCAGCGUCUGGACCACCACUGUGUCUGGAUAAACAGCUGCGUUGGACGAGCCAACCAUCGCAGCUUUCUGCAGACCCUCUGCGUGUUUAUGCUCACCUCUGUGUACGGGAUCAGUUUGGUGCUGCGCAGCCUCUGCCCUCAGCAGCAUCUGAUGACGGCUCUCUUCUACUGCCCCGGCAUCUACAGCCAGUCCAGCACAGCCCUCUGUUUCACCUGUUGUUGGUACAGUAGCAUCAUCUCAGCAGGACUGCUGUACCUGCUGCUCUCCCAGGUGCUGAACAUCAGCUUCAAUGUGACGGAGCGCGAGGUUCAGCUGGCCCUGAGGAACAAAAGGGGCCAGAGGCACCUGUGGGGGCUUAUCGUGGUCACAGGGGAACAUUCACGUGGCUUCUGUCAGAACUGGGUUGAGUUCCUCACCAUGGCAGACGCAUCGGUGUCUCUUCGCUCCAACCUCCCCAGCUUGGUCUAAUUUCUAAUGUUAGCAGGCUGUUAAUGGAGAACUUCCUCUUGCUUUUGCAGCCUGUUUUUAUUUCCCUUUAAUGAACUSAUUUUAAAUGUUACAGUGAGAAAAUGAACACACUGACUUGUAUGUUUUGGGUAGGGAURCACCGAUAUAAAAAUUUGAGCCGAUACYGAUAUCUGRUAUUAAUAUUGCUGUUUUGGCYGAUAACCGAUAUUUAUUGAURUCGAUAUAYAYGCACAAACKUGCAUUUCCAGGAUGAUCCAAUUUUUCACAGACUAAAAAUCAAGCAAACGUGAUUUAAUGUCUUGCUUUAUUUUUGAAAUUGUAACUUUCAAGUAAGAUUGCACUGCCAACAUAAAACACAAGAAACCAACAGUGUUAUUUAUUUUAUUUUUUUUGCCAUUUCACUUUUCAAACAAGUUGUGUACAACUUAACUCCCUGCACUGACAAGAAUCUUAGAGUUUGGAUCAUAAUUAAAAAAAUAUUAACAAGGCAACUGUGAAAACUGAAAAACUCUAAAUCAAAAAUAUCAAACUAUCCUUAUUAUUAGUGCASAUUUUCCUACUUGAACUGUAAUUUCUAAUAUUCAGGACAGUAUAUUCAAUACUGACACAUAGUUUAAACAAGCAGGCAAUUAAAACAAAUACAAAUUAAGUCUCAUCUAUAAAAUUGUUAAACCAAAAUAUUCAAACUGAGACAUGACUGURACAAAAGACGUGAUAGUCUUUGCAUUUUUUUCAUCUUAAAGUUUGUGAUGAAAAUAAGAGUCCCAAUAACUUAACAGUGUUUCCACACAAAGGCAAACAUAAAAAAGUAAGAAUUUUGAGUCUCAGCUGUAAAAUUGUAAACCAAAAUAUUAGAUGUGGGAUAAAGACAUGGUAGUCUCUGCACUUCAAGGCAGGUUUUCUUUUACAAAGAGAAGCAUUUCUGCUUUAUCACACUGGAUCCUGUUUCUCUUUUCAUCAAUGAAAUGUGAAGCAGCAGCAAAGAGACGUUCACUGCCCACACUUAUGUAGCCGAAAGGUACUUGGGGGUUUGAUGGAUGUGAUUUGGAGGCCAACAUUAUAUAUCAUGUCCUAAUUCUACAUUUUUAUUUUCAGUCCAAAUCUUUCCGCUAUAAUUGAAACUGUUUACAUCAUUGCAGUUAUGUUUUAUUUAUUUUUUGAAUUUUCAUUCUAAUUCUUGUCUGAGAAGUUCACUUGGCUCCACACAGUCUGAACAGUCUUUCCUCUGGCGCCACCACCAGGCCUUAUAUUCCCAGCAUUGUUUUUUUUUUUUCUAUCAGUUCAUUUAUUGCCUCCAAAGUUGAAAAAGUGAUAAUGUUUUUGACAGUGUUUGUCUGCUGUGUCUGCAAAAUAUAUCUCAUGAACCAAUGGACAGGUUUUAUAUUAAAAUCCAACACCCACCGUUUGUUUCCCCACAUUGCACAUCCAGCCAAAUAUGAUGGAGAUAUAAAAUAAACACCUUUGUUCUGUUUUAAUGUUAAAAAGUACCAGAAUUUUUCUUUGUUUUUAAGUUUGUACUUCAGACAAAGCUCUCACUUCUGCGUAUGUGACAUCAAAAAAAGGGCGCAAAUCAGGGUUUGACAGCCAGAGUUAUAUUUAUAUUUAUAUUACACACCAAUCUUAACUUUUAUUUCAGGCCAUGACUAUGCAGGAACAAAAUCCAGACAAUGUGUUGCACCGUUCUGUGGAAAUAUAGCCAAGGAGGGAGAUAGCAUUUAUUAUUUUAUGAAACUCCAAAACAUUAAGAGGAAAUGAGUCUUCUGGUGGAAACUGCAAUCGUUCAUGGUGGCUCAUUUUGAUCAGAUCGUCCUUGCAGAGUUUUGAACUGGUUUAUAUAACCCAACCCGACUAAUUAACUCCAGUUAGAGGCCCGAGGCUGAAGUAAACCCAACAUAUUACUUUAAUUGAACUUUGUUUUUAGAUUAUUUGAGAUUUUAAGCAAAUCAGAUGUCACGUGCUGCAUUUAACACACCUUUCAUUUUUUCCACAACAGGGUAAACUCUCCUCCAUAUAAUAAGUACUGUAUUCAUUCAUGUAUAAUGGGAUCUCGAGCAUAAAGCAAUCCUCAGUGUUUUUAGCUUAAAAAAGCAUCAAAUAUAAUAAAUUCCUCGUGUAGCCUUUAUUUUGCAUUUACUUUACAUUUACUUAUAGUAAAUGUUACCUUUACUCAAUUCAGCUGAGUGGAAACAGUUGACAUAUUUUUAAAUAAAAACCACUACAUCUGUUUUUUGAGUGAUCCUUAAUUUCAUACAGACUUCAGGAUUUUGAAGUUUUGCAGUGUACCCUAUUUUCUUUAUUUUACACCUGUGGGUGUGUUUGUGGCUGCAGAGAGAGCUUCACAUCACAGGAGCCGGCUGUAAAAUGGGCAGCUUCGAAGAGCACCUUGUCUGGUCCUACAAACGUGUAAAUAACGUCCAUGUCUUCUUUUUAUCUCUGCACUGCAGUUAGCAAAAAAAAAAUAUAUAGUUUUACUCUUCUGACUCAAAAACAACAACAACUCUUUUUUUUAUUUGCUGAGCUGCACAGCAUACUGCAGAAGGAAGGGAGAAGUUAUGAUGAUUUAUCCUCCAUCACACAACGUUUCGGUUAUAUACAAAAAAAUAUUGAAAUUUAUUAUGGCAGGCUUAUUAAAAAUGCACCACAUAAGCCUGAGCCCAAUCCGACCCGACCAUCAAGCAUUUCRUUUUGGCCCAAAUUUCGUGACGGGCUAUAAAUCUAAACUCUAUUGCAGAGCAAUAACUUCACUCCAAACAGUUGAAAUUUGUUUUUUAUGGCUUACAGAUAGAUCAUCAUAGAUAUCUUCUAAAUCUCCASUUAAAUCCUCCUCACUGCACUCCUCCAUCAGUAAUACUCUGCUGCCUCUUGUUCCUUCUUCGAUGUYAUCGGCCAUGUGCUCUGGUUUUUACACAUCCGGAUGGUUAUUUUAUUCUAUUUCAUUUGAUUUUUUGACACUUGCUUUGCCCAAAUGUGAAAAAGAAAACAUAUAUUUUACAGUGAUUAUGCAUUAGGGCCACUUAGGACUGUGAUGGUGGGUGUUGGCCUUGAACUGUCAAAAUGACUCAUUUUUAGGAUGCAUUGAGAGUCUGUUCCUCAGAAGCUGAAUGCACGAUGUUCAUGUGUGACACCUUUUUCAGGCUGAAUCACUGUAGGUAUAGAACAUGCUUUUUUUUUUAUUCUUUUUUUUGACCUGUGAUGCUCAAUGCCCCUGUACUGGGGGCGGAUCUUAACUGAUUUUUUCUACUUUUCUACAGUGAGUUUAUGAUUUCUGAGUUGUGUUUUUUAGCCUUAUUGUUGAUAUUUAAAAAAUAUGCUGCAUAAUGCAAUAAUUACAAUUGGGGAUGUUAUUUUGAGCACAACWUUCAAGGAAACCCCUUGGGACUUAAAAGGUUAAGGCUUGUUGACACACAGUUUGGUUUCUGUGCAGUAAAUGCACUGCUACAAAUAUAAAAUUUGAUUUUUCUUAUUAAUUGGUUUUGCUACACCAACAAACUCAGGGACAAUGCACAGUUUUUGUUUUAAUGUAAGCAAAAAAAAAGUGCUUUCAUAACUGCAGUUAUGAAACGUAUUUUUUGGCACAAAAAUGGUUUCUGAUUUUCACGGUGUGAGGAGUUUGCCUGUUCAAACCGGUAAAGGUAGGAAUGCUGGAGAAUUAUGCACUUUGACGGGUAUCUGUCUGCACCUGCUCUGUAUAUUUUCAGCAUAACCAGUCACGUUUUAAUCUGUGUGCACGAAGAAAAAUCCUGCAAAUACAAGAGAAGUCCCACA
This is a messenger RNA of Austrofundulus limnaeus, 5436 nucleotides long. Its product is annotated as palmitoyltransferase ZDHHC23. Gene Ontology annotation, biological process: protein targeting to membrane; peptidyl-L-cysteine S-palmitoylation. Gene Ontology annotation, molecular function: protein-cysteine S-palmitoyltransferase activity. NCBI's taxonomy places the organism in Eukaryota, Metazoa, Chordata, Actinopteri, Cyprinodontiformes, Rivulidae. The transcript is spliced from 5 exons. Gene Ontology annotation, cellular component: endoplasmic reticulum; Golgi apparatus. The record is from RefSeq and is a predicted model, not a curated record. Bases 526 to 1671 code for a protein of 381 amino acids.